GUGUGUUUCCGGGAGGAGUGUUCGAAGCUGCGACGUCCAACUUCCUCGAAGACACCGAUCGAGGGUCUGCACAAACGUUAUGGAGCUACGACCUUUUUUCAUGUGCUUUGCACUCUGCGUGGUUUAUGCCACCAGCAAACCCACAGAGAAAAAGGACCGCGUUCACCAUGAUGAACCCCUGAGUAACCGAGAGCAUGAUGAUGCAGAUAAUUUUGACUAUGAUCAUGAAGCCUUCCUUGGUCAGGAGGAAGCCAAGACCUUUGACCAGCUCACACCAGAGGAAAGCAAGGAGAGGCUUGGCAUGCUGGUGGAACGUAUCGACGAAGAUAAGGACGGGUUUGUUACUGUUGAAGAGAUGAAGAAGUGGAUCAAGCAUGCCCAGAAGAAAUGGAUCUACGAUGACGUGGAUCGCCAGUGGAAGAGUCACGACCUCAAUGGCGAUGACUUUGUGUCAUGGGAGGAAUACAGGAAUGCCACCUAUGGAUACAUCCUUGAUGAUCCAGACCCUGAUGAUGGCUACAGCUACAGACAAAUGAUGGAUCGUGAUGAGAGGAGAUUUAAAAUGGCUGACCUGGACAGGGACCUGAAAGCCAACAAGGAGGAGUUCACAGCUUUCCUCCAUCCUGAGGAAUACGACCACAUGAAAGACAUUGUUGUUCUGGAAACCAUGGAGGACAUUGACAAGAACGGAGAUGGUUUGAUCGACUUGGACGAAUAUAUUGGUGACAUGUACAACCAGGACAGUGACGCCACGGAGCCCGAGUGGGUAAAGACAGAGAGAGAACAGUUCACUGAAUUCAGAGACAAAAAUAAAGAUGGAAAGAUGGACAAGGAUGAAACCAGAGAUUGGAUCCUGCCCAGUGACUAUGACCACGCUGAGGCUGAAGCCAAACACUUGGUGUAUGAGUCGGACGCAAACCAGGACGGACAUCUGACCAAGGAAGAAAUUGUGGCGAAGUACGAUCUGUUCGUGGGCAGUCAAGUGACCGACUUUGGCGAGGCGCUGACUCGACACGAUGAAUUCUAAAUACACAUCUGCCUCCACUCGUGGGCUUGGUGCUUGUUUCUACAUCCAGACGAGUGAAUCCAAGUCAGAGUACCUGAGAGUAAUUUAUUUUCAUUUUCAAGAAUGUUUUCUUGAAUCGUGUUCUCUUUUUAUAAACAUCUGCAUUGUGUGUCUACACACAGAAGAUUAACACACCUUGUUUUGAGAUCCUUGACUGAAAAGAAACUUCUUUUGGAGAGGAACAACAUUCACUUGUUCCAUUCUUUUUUUUUUUUUCAACGCACUGGACUAUGUUGACACAUUUUCCGUCGAAAAUACUGACAUGGUUGCUAGAGUCCUGCAGCAAUGGGAUGAUGACACACUUCCAUACAUUUCAGUGACAAUGAAGACUAUUUGGACUAGUGCAAUAGCAUCAUGUUUUGGUCCCCGAUGUUGCCAUGGUAACGCUAGCUUGCGUGCUGUUGAAGGAGUCGAGAUAAACAUGGGGAUUGAUGCUUUGUUCUCUGUGUGUGUGCGUGUGUGUGAGUACAGAUUGCGUGUGAAGUGUCAUCAGGUAUUCCUCUUGUUGUGUUCUGUGUUUCACUUUCAGCUACUAACUCUUUUGUUUGCCAAGUAAAAACAUUUUUAAUGAAACAACGCCUCCAGAGUACCGGGGGUUUUUCUUCGUUGCGCUAGUCCUAUCAUUUAUAACCACUGUCCAGUUUUUAUACGAUAAACUGUACUGUACAUGACAUUUUUUUGUUUUGGUUUUUUAACUAGCUCACGGCAGCCACAAGGCUUUUGCUUAAGAAAUCACUGUAAAUACGUUUUGGUUUUGCAGCCUGAGCACAUGAAUAAUCAGGUUCUGUUUUUCUUGAUUGAGAAGUUUGUUUCAAUAAAACAAAUACAA
This is a messenger RNA of Synchiropus splendidus (mandarinfish), 1895 nucleotides long. It is a transcript of the gene calub, whose product is annotated as calumenin b. The transcript is spliced from 7 exons. The record is from RefSeq and is a predicted model, not a curated record. Gene Ontology annotation, molecular function: calcium ion binding. Lineage: Eukaryota; Metazoa; Chordata; Actinopteri; Syngnathiformes; Callionymidae. The coding region runs from base 80 to 1027 and encodes 315 amino acids. Gene Ontology annotation, cellular component: endoplasmic reticulum.